Messenger RNA from Trachymyrmex cornetzi, 2156 nucleotides. RefSeq lists its product as uncharacterized. NCBI's taxonomy places the organism in Eukaryota, Metazoa, Arthropoda, Insecta, Hymenoptera, Formicidae. The record is from RefSeq and is a predicted model, not a curated record. Bases 726 to 2138 code for a protein of 470 amino acids. The transcript is spliced from 10 exons.
AAAUCGAAUAGAUCUGAGUGUGCGAUUGAUCACCAAUCAUCCGGUGUGUUUGGCAACUCCUUCAUGGCGAAUUGAGAGCGCGUUUCGUCAUCCGCGAGUGCCUAAAUACGAAAUCGUUUAUCCGUACUAUUCUAAUCCUCGUCCUUGAGACGCCACGGAAAACGCGUUGCCGCUGUUGUCUUCCCGGUGGCUGCGCCUGGAACUUGGCCGUGGCCGAUUGAUCGCGACAGAGCCGCUUUUACAACAAACAUCGUGGUGGAAGAGUUAAGGAGUCGGCGGCUAAAAAUAAGAGGAAGAACGAUCGAAAGAAUUGUCAGAUUGAAAAAGAAUAUCGUUUACAAAGCGCUCUCGAGAUACACGACGUACGAGAUACCAAUCUCUAGCUGUUCUCAAGAAUCAAAGGUGAAUAUAAGUAUCGGAAAUAUUCACGGCCACAUAAAAGGCGUUCCCCUUAAACCUCAUUCGCGGUUAUUUGGGAUCUAAGAGGGUAAUACUGAUCUGAAUAAGGGCUGAAGGGUCAUUGACCUCCGGACAGCAGAACUGCGAUUCGAGUGGCCGUGGGAGAAUCUGAAGAGGCAAAAGGAAAGUGCACGUCUACCUUCUGAAGAGAGCGAUUUCGUGACUUAUCAGAACGCGGUGGUACUCGAGGGCUAAUUUUAGGAGCUCUUUCUAGAGACCAGGCUUGCGAGGAGACUUCCAGGUCACUGUGAUGAUCAACCAUCAUCAUGGCUUGGCCGGCAGCGACGACCCUGACGAGUCUCCUGAUGCUGCUGCUUAUGACGAUUGCGGCCAGUUUCUCGCCCAGGAUCAUCGCCACCACCCAAGCACCCUUUGGCAGGAUCCUGAAGGCUGUGAAACUCCCCGGAGGAUACAUGGAAGUGGUCCAGGAACAGAGAUGCUCCCACGGUCUGCUCAGAUUGACAUGCAGAUCGUUGAGAGCUUUCAUCUUUAUUCUGGAGGCGGAAUAUCACGCGAAUCACACGGAAUUCUGUCAGAAAGAAUCAAAAAGUUUGAAAGAAGAACUCAAAAUGUGGACGAACAAAGGUAGCACGCGGAAACGGACGGACAUGCAAGAGCUCAAAGGAAACUACAUUCUCGACGAUGAGGACAUUCAGGCAGACAUAAUCGAUAUCAGAUCAUCCUUGAAUAAAAGAUGCUCUGGUCAAAAACACUGUCGCUACAACGUGACUAUCGAACAUCCAGGAGCAUAUUCAUGGGUUCCAGGUGAAAUUUUAUUAAAAUACGCGUGCAUACCUGAAGUUGCAGUUAAACGAUACUGCAAUCAGCAGGUGAAAGUGGUCAGUGAAGAUGGCGGUUACCUCAACACCCCGGGUUACCCUCUAUACUACAUUGGAGAAACAUGCGGGUGGACCUUCAGGACGUUUAAUGGUCAGAGGAUAGUUCUAACAUUUCACGACUUGGAUAUCCGUGGUCCAGAUGCUGAUGGAAACUGCAUGGACAUCGUGAGAGUGCGGGAUAGAGGCAGCACUCUCUUCGAGUUCUGCGGCACCACCGCGGGCGUGCGAGUUGUCUCGUAUUCGAACGUGUUGACCCUCGACUUCGUCGCUUCAAAGAGGUUUUACAACGCUCGGGGCUUUUUUCUGCAGUAUCAAGUGCUCGGCUGUCCGGAGGUCUUGGCGCCGAACGGAAGUUACGUGUCGAACGGUACAUUGACUUCACGGACAUUCUUGUGCAAGUCGGGCAGCGUGUUUCCCGACAGCAGGGAGAGAAAAAGGACGCUCGAAUGUAGGAAUGGCAAGUGGAACGAGACCGCUACCAAGUUACCCAAUUGCGUAGCCACGUCAGCGGUGAUAGUGAAGUCAGAAAACGAGCACCAUCAUCUAGCGAGUAUCUCCGGGGAUAACAUCCUUGGAACGGGGGUGAGAAUAGGACGUGGCGAGGACGCAGUCGCGAGUGGUAGCGUCAGCCCCGUUAUGGAUUCGGCGCAAUCGGCCAUGAUGAAGCAAGCGGACUACGUCGUAGAUGUUGUGCUGCCAACGGUCCUAAUUGCUUUGCUGUUCGUCGGCAAUGCGAUCAUCGUUUAUAUCAUCUUCCAGUUUAGAAAGAGAAAACUCUCAGCCACUAAUCAGGGCGAAGAGAUGGCCCUUCGGGGUCCACCCGACGUACCCAACGUGUGAUUCUAAGGAUCCAGACUA